Schizophyllum commune H4-8 is the source of this 2480-nucleotide messenger RNA. RefSeq lists its product as uncharacterized. The record is from RefSeq and is a predicted model, not a curated record. The transcript is spliced from 6 exons. NCBI's taxonomy places the organism in Eukaryota, Fungi, Basidiomycota, Agaricomycetes, Agaricales, Schizophyllaceae. Bases 219 to 2480 code for a protein of 753 amino acids.
CCAUUCAAGAUGGCCUCUAUCCAUCUGCUUCUCAUCCAGAUAUGACGGUGAUACAUGUUGCAUACACGAGGCGUAGCGCCGAACCUCGGCCACAUCAAUUUGGCGCUCGCUUGAUUUCUCCUGCUCUUCCUCGCCGCAAUUUCCCGUUGCUUUUCCCCCUUCUUCCCCGCCAAGAUUCACUCACGACUUGACCGUUCGCUGUACAUAUUCUGCUUGCCAUGGAACGACACGGCCUCGACGCGAGAUACGAUGACGAUCGGGAUCCCGACGCGCCCUUCGUCGCGGUCGAUCCCUUCCGAACGCGUCGCGGACGUUGGGCCCCGCGUCCCUCUCCGGGGGAUAUUGAACAGGGCUCGGUACUGGCGGAGAUGAGGCGCUUUACCCCGCAUCUUCGCCAUGACUCGCCUCCCCCUGUCAUUGAAGUUCCCCCAUCCCAGCGGUCUUCGCACGAGUACGAAGAGUCCUCUGGGUCCCGUUCUUCCUCAUCCUCCGCAUACUCUGGCGGCGAUGCCAUGCCUGAAGAAAUUUCCGAACCUGAGCGCACGACACCAGGGCCUCCUCCUGUCGACGAGAAGACCCCAGAGAAGAGCCGCUUGAAUAUCUCGAUGCCUCUCGAGAGCACAUUUCACAACAUUACUGCCUACCUCUUUCAGACUAUCCCCACGAUGCUCUACCUAUGCCUCCUUCUCCGCCUUCCAGCCCUAUAUUUCUCCCGCGUCGCCCGUGUCUUCGAGAACGCAGAUCUCAGCCAGCGGGACAUCGACAGGAUGGCCGUCGCGCGUGUCAGUCAAUGGGGAAGGCACCCCGAGGCCGCACCCCCAGGCAUCUGGCAGUACGAACCCCAACCAGACGAGAAGGUCUCGGUCACGCUCCUCCAGUUCAAGUCGUCCUGGGAGCACUUCGUCGAGAACCUGCUGAAGGAGUGGAAGACGCUGAACGUCGUCUCCGCGCUCCUUACGUCCGCGGUUCUUACCAUCCUGCAAAUCGAUGCCGCCGCCGCGGACCCCGUCGUGCGCACGACGGCGCUGCUUGCGCUGGUGUGCACGCUGAUGUCGCUGCUCUACGGGUGCCUGUACAUUAUCCGUUUCGGGUCGAUGAAGGCCAUGCACAAGGCGUCGGGCUGGGCGGAUGUGGGUCCCCGGUUACGUGUCCCGGUGUUGAAACUGACGGACGAGCAGGAGGCGCGGCAGACGACGACGAAUAUCGUGUGGAACGUCUGGGUCAUGCUGGCCAUGCCCGCUGUCUGGCUGUCCUGGUCCAUAAUCUUAUUUCUCGUCUCCAUCAUGACCUUCGUCUGGCGGGCGGGGACGGCCGACGAGCGUACGGGGCCGACGGCGUCGUUCGCGCAAGCGCUAGCGCCGCGGAUCAUCAUCUCGGCCGUCCUCGCGGUCGGCGCGCUUUAUUUCGUGCUCGUCGUACAGACGUUCGCGCGGUACGGGGAUUUAAUGGACCGCCGCUGGCGCGAGCGCGUCCUCACGCAGUAUGUCGCGUCGCGCACGAUGUCCCCGCGGCCCCCGCCCCCGCCGCGCUCGCCGACGAGCGGGCACGGGCACUUCAGCUCGCCGCCGGUCAUCCCGCCCGUCCUGCCCUCGCGGCGCAACUCGCAGAAGGAGAAGUCGAUCCACGCGUGGCUCGGGCGUGUCGAGCAGGCGAGCUCGCACGGGUCGCGUGCGGCGGAGAAGGCGAGCCCGGACACGGCGGAGGCGCCGAGAGGUCAGUUGCGGGCUGAUUAUCGAUGCGGGGGUGGGAGCGCUGAUGAGGCCGCAGGGAUGCAUGAUGCGCUCGGGUACGUCGGCCCGGGGCAGGAGGGGGCGGACUGGGGAGGGGAGAGUCAAGGGAGCCUGCGCUCGAAGACGAGCUCGCCGGCAACUCCGGCGAGGGUGCUGCCUCCCGCGGUGGCCCAGCAUGUUCAGGCGGCGCAGACACCGUCCGCGUCGUCGGAGGGGCAUCGCUUCCUCGAGCAAGAGCUCUACAAAUUGCGUGUGAAGAACGGACCCGAAGACGAACAUUCGCUGGAGCUCCACGAACCUUCUACGCAUAGCUCCAGCGAAGUACCGGACAGUGCAUCCAAGAUGAGGGUGUUGCGACCGCCUAACGACUUGAGCAUCGACGUCGACCUUGACGCCGCCCAAUCCGACCCAGGAAGUCCUGCGACAAUCAUAGCAAGGGCUUCCUCCCGUGCAGGCCCCCAAUGGCCACCUGCAGCGACUCUCUCCGAGCUUGCACAGAGCGAAACAAUUGCCGGCAAUGAGACAGCAGGACGACUGUCCAGCGUCGCCUUUCCAACGACCACGAACGGACGUUCCAGAGGUUCCCCAGACUCCGGCACGACACGAAACGACCACCCGCCUCGAGCACACGAAUAUUAUGCGGAACCGCCCAGCGACACCCCAUAUGAAGAUACACGACAAGCACAUAUAACAACGCACAAACAAGCGACGAACAAUCACGACCCCUCACGAUCGGUACGAGAAUCGUAG